This is a messenger RNA of Drosophila miranda, 689 nucleotides long. RefSeq names its product pupal cuticle protein Edg-78E (gene Cpr67Fb). The transcript is spliced from 2 exons. The record is from RefSeq and is a predicted model, not a curated record. Gene Ontology annotation, molecular function: structural constituent of chitin-based larval cuticle. Lineage: Eukaryota; Metazoa; Arthropoda; Insecta; Diptera; Drosophilidae. Bases 248 to 616 code for a protein of 122 amino acids. Gene Ontology annotation, cellular component: chitin-based extracellular matrix.
UUCGAAAUGCGCGAAUUUAUUAAUAAUACGGAGCACUAAAGCCUCCAAGAUCAAAUGUGAACUGUGGAACAUCUAUGACUUAUUGUUGUUGUUGGUGUAGGUGUAGGUGUAGGUGUAGGUCAGUGAUCGUCCCCAGCUUUGGUAUAAAACGGUCUCUCGGCUUUGCUUUCGACAUCAGUAUCAACUAAAGCAACGUUCCGCUUGGAUUCCCCUACACAGGUUUCAGAUUUCGUAUUAAACUUCAGCCAUGUUCAAGAUCGCGCUAAUCACUGCCCUCUUCCUGGUGGCCGUCACUUGGGCCGCAGAUGAGUCACAGGCCACCAUCACCAAGUACGAGAAUGAGAUCAAGAACGAUGGCAGCUACAAUUGGGAGUACGGAACCUCGAACGGCAUUCAGGCCAAGGAGAGUGGUGUGGGCAGUGCCUAUGCGGCAGGAUCGGUGGCGUAUACGGCUCCCGAUGGACAAAACAUUCAGUUGGAGUACACUGCCGACGAGAAUGGAUAUCAGCCAAAAGGUGCACAUUUGCCAACGCCGCCACCUACUCCCGACUACAUUCUGAAGGCUCUGGCGUACAUUGAGGCUCACCCUUUCACCAGGAUUCAGCUCAGGACUUAGAUGAUGAUGAUGCAUCUUCUAAUCUGUUAGCUUUAAUUUAGCACAAUUUUUUUUUGUAUAUGAAAUAAACAUU